UGGAAACUGCUUGUGCUUGUGCUUGUGCUUGGUCCUCGCUUCCCAACUACAAAAGUAGUGUAUUUUCAGUUUCUUUUUCUUUUUUCUUUUUUAAGGUUCUUUCUUUGUAUUUUCCGAAACUAGCUUUUAAGGUUUAAAAUAAUGGACACAAAGGUGCUUUCCUCCGGAAUCCAGUACUCAAAUUUGCCAGAGUCAUAUAUCCGACCCGAAUCCGAGCGACCUCGUCUUUCAGAAGUGUCGGAGUGUAAAGAUGUUGCUAUUAUCGACAUAGGUUGUCACAACAGAACACAGAUUGUGCAGCAAAUCGGUGAAGCCUGCAGGGGUUAUGGCUUUUUCCAGGUAAUAAAUCACGGGGUGCCCGUAGAAGGAAUGAAGGAAAUGGCAGAGGUGGCAUGUGAGUUUUUCAAGUUGCCAGUGGAGGAGAAGCUGAAGUUGUAUUCAGAUGAUCCUUCAAAGACAAUGAGAUUGUCAACUAGUUUUAAUGUGAACAAAGAGAAGGUUCGUAAUUGGAGAGACUACCUUAGACUUCAUUGUUAUCCUUUAGACAAGUAUGCUCCUGAAUGGCCCUCUAAUCCUCCCUCAUUCAAGGAAACCGUGACAAGUUACUGCAAAGAAGUUCGGGAAUUGGGGUUCAGGAUACAAGAAUACAUCUCAGAGAGCUUGGGCCUAGAAAAAGAUUACAUAAAGAAUGUUUUAGGAGAACAAGGGCAGCACAUGGCAGUGAACUUCUAUCCACCAUGCCCGGAACCAGAACUUACCUAUGGAUUGCCAGGGCACACAGACCCAAAUGCACUUACAAUUCUGCUCCAAGACCUGCAUGUUGCUGGCCUUCAAGUUCUCAAAGAUGGCAAGUGGGUCGCCAUUAAUCCCCACCCUGAUGCCUUUGUCAUCAACAUAGGCGAUCAACUGCAGGCUUUGAGUAAUGGGCUUUAUAAGAGUGUCUGGCACCGUGCUGUUGUCAAUGCUGAGAAGCCAAGACUUUCUGUGGCUUCUUUUCUUUGCCCCUAUGAUGAGGCAUUGAUAAGCCCUGCAAAACCACUCACAGAAGAUGGAUCUGGAGCCAUAUACAGGGGAUUUACUUAUGCAGAAUACUAUAAGAAGUUCUGGAGUAGGAACUUGGACCAAGAACACUGUUUGGAACUUUUCAAGAACAAAUAAACUUUGGAAAAAAUGUGUGCACUUUUAAACGACAUAAACUUAAGUUAUUUUAAGAGAGAGAUAGACACAACACAAAGAGAUGUGAUUUUUACUGAAAAAAAUAAAGACAAAAAUAAAAGUAAAGGUGUGGAUCCUAUCUCUUUGUGUCUAUCUCUCUCUUUAAAAGACCUAAAUUUGUGUCAUUUAAAUAGACAUACACUUUUCGCAUAAAAUUUAAGCUGCCAUUGACAAGAAUUAAAAUAGUAAUAAUAGAGGAGGGAGGAAAAAAAUGACAAUUUAUUUCACAAAAAGAAUAUCUUGACAUAUUGUCAAAUUUCACUCCUCCCUUCUUCCUAUCCUAUCCUCAUUCCUACGAAGCAUAGUAUUAUUCUCGAUUCUCUAUUGCUUUUGCCGUUUUAUUGUUAGUGUAUUAGCUUAUUGCAAAUUUAAGUUGGUCACAUAACUUUAUGUCAGACACUCAUCAAUUUCUCAUGAAUUGAUAUAGCUGCUAGACGGAAAUAUUUAUUCUUUUGCUCCUUGUGGAGGUAGUCACAUAUUUCCCCCCAGAAGAAUCAUGCCCUUGUAGCUUUAUGGUAGGAAGAGAAAAAUGUCAUGUAAUAUUCAUAUGCUGAACUUUUAAAAAUUUCUUAGUUCUGCUUUUUCAUUCUUGUCUUCUUGGUCUAAGAGCGUAUCUUUAGUUUAAAACUCUAUUGUAGCGGUUCUGAGAAUGAUAUUCCUUGAAUUGCUGUAAUAUGGAUAUAAAGCAAACGUUGUUCGUUAUCUUUUGUGUCC
Messenger RNA from Gastrolobium bilobum, 1929 nucleotides. Its product is annotated as protein DOWNY MILDEW RESISTANCE 6. The transcript is spliced from 4 exons. NCBI's taxonomy places the organism in Eukaryota, Viridiplantae, Streptophyta, Magnoliopsida, Fabales, Fabaceae. The record is from RefSeq and is a predicted model, not a curated record. The coding region runs from base 142 to 1158 and encodes 338 amino acids.